AUGCAUCUGGACUGCUUCACUGUUCGUGACGCGCGCCAUCACCCCGUCGCGGAGCUAACACACCACGUGUGUGAAUCGCUCACGACAGUCGAAAUUCUGUAUGAUUUUCCACAGUCCAUCGCGACUCACUGUGUUGAAGGCUUUCGUCAGAUCCAUGGAGAUGGCGUAAAGGUGGGUCCGCAUCUUCCGACGCUUUUUUUUCUAGCUGGUGGGCGGCGAAGAUCAUGUCGGUGAUUUUACGGUGUCGUCGGAAGCCUCGCUAGCAUUCCAGGAGAAGUCUCUGUUCGAGAUAGCUGUUGAGGCGGUUGAGGGGGAUGCGAACAAAAAUCUUCCCGUCGAUGUUGAGCAGUGGGAUUCCUCUGUUGUUAUUUCAGAGUUGCAGGCUCCCUUUCAGCUUAUAGAGAUGGACGAUUGGGACGUCUUGGAAAUCCUGAGGAACUUUUCUUCUGCGCCAUAUCUCCUGGAAUAG
Molecule: messenger RNA, 469 nt
Organism: Spirometra erinaceieuropaei
Lineage: Eukaryota; Metazoa; Platyhelminthes; Cestoda; Diphyllobothriidea; Diphyllobothriidae
Source: the annotation of a GenBank genome assembly